Molecule: messenger RNA, 1239 nt
Organism: Botrytis fragariae
Lineage: Eukaryota; Fungi; Ascomycota; Leotiomycetes; Helotiales; Sclerotiniaceae
Exons: 1
Coding region: 1-1239 (412 amino acids)
Source: RefSeq, a predicted model, not a curated record
AUGCCUUCAAUUCCUCUAAACAUUUUCAGUUCCGCAGAGGAAUUUAAAGUUCACACUAAAAUAUACCCUCUUGUUCCUGGCUUCGUUUCAGUCGCAUGGUAUAUCGAAAUUCCAAAUCUGAAAAGUCAUGUGCCUGAGAUCAGAAAGUCUGGAGAUAGCACGGCAAUUGAGGCUACUCAAAGCGUAAAACGCCGUGGGCAACACAUUCUUAUCAGCGAGCACGGUAUACUGUUAUUAUCAGGUGUACUUUGUGAUCGUCAGAAAAUGAUACUAUCCACCGAAGAAGGCAGUGUACUGGACAUGCUCGACAAGGACGAACUUGUAGUUUCCAAAGAAGUUGGGAUCGUCAAGGGACGCCAGAUUCUUUAUUUUAGAAGGACCUUUGAACGCCUCCAUGUAUCUAAAGAGAUGAACAAAGAUCAUACAACGUACAUCGAUCAUGUUACUCUUGAUCUUAUCGAUGCACGCUGCUUUGAAUUGAAACAGUCUCCACGGCGGGCUACACAUAGACAACCUUCUGAUUUCAACAAGAGGAAAAGAACUAGGAGCGUAGAUUCAUACAGGAGUUCGCGGAGCAAUCGUAGUUUCUACAGGGAAUACAACGAAGUACCUCCUGUGAAACAAGAAAAAAUUCUAUCUGCAACGCCCAAAUCACACAAAUCUACAGAGCAGCACAUCUCUCAAGCUCCAGUCGAACAAGAGCAUCCUACAAUGCAACUGAAUCAAGAGAACCUUAGUGCACUUUCCGAAGGACAUAAUAGCCAAGCCGGUCCGCGUACUCAUAGAAGUAGCCGUUCAACCUCAGGUCUCGAGCGCAACCACCACAAUGGCGUCCAAAUUAUGAAAUCUACAGAUGGAACCAGUGAAGUUAAAGCAGCACCUAGCAAAAGGUCUCAUUCGAGAACAGGGAGAGUGAUACCUUUAUAUACCGCAGAGUCAGAUCCUGGUCUCGACCCAGAAUUUGCUUCUCAGCGUUCCGAUAUGAGUUCGUCGAAUCCAGGCAGGCGGUCAUUGAUUGCACCAUCAACUUCCAGAUCUUCCGAUACAAGCUCCCUGUCCAGAUCAGGAGGUAAGCUUAAUCUAAAUGUAACAGGUCGCAAUUUUCAUGUGCUUGACGGGUCGGGUCGAACGCAUCCAGCACCAUCAUCUGACGGCGACAAUGAAACGCUGUUACACAUCAAAAUAACGAAACCGAAGAAACGGUCCAGAACCAAGCACACCGCUGGCAUGGUUGUUUGA